This is a messenger RNA of Tetranychus urticae (two-spotted spider mite), 1765 nucleotides long. Its product is annotated as kelch-like protein 6. Gene Ontology annotation, molecular function: protein binding. Lineage: Eukaryota; Metazoa; Arthropoda; Arachnida; Trombidiformes; Tetranychidae. The record is from RefSeq and is a predicted model, not a curated record.
ACUAUUUUUACAAUUAUCUUAUUAAAGUUUAAUAUAAGAAGUAUUUUUUGUUCUUAUUGUCUAUCAAUUUUCAAUCAUUAUGGAUCAAGAAGAUGAAAAUUGUGAUACGAAAUUGCAAAUCGUGAAUAGAAAAAGGAAAUAUAAUGUUUCCAAAAAGUUUAUUUGUUCAUCUGUGCCUUACUUUGAGAAAAUGUUUUCUUGCGAUUCAUCGGACUCUAAGAAAAAAAAAUUUGAAAUGGAUUUCGACGAACAUGCCUUUGAUGCUUUACUCGACUGGAUUCAUUCUGGAUUCUUCUUCAUUCAAAUGAAUUAUGUGAUUGAUUUUUACGAGGCAGCUGAUUACUUGAUGAUAAAAGAUAGUUUAUUAAAACUUUGUCUUUCUUACUUUCAUGAUAAUUUAACAAUUGAACAUCUUCCAGCCGUUCUAAAGCAAGUUACAAAACUGUCUAAGUUGAUCAAUUCAGGAUCAAUUGAAAAUUUGAUUUGUCGCCAUUUCUUAAUGAUCACUAAUACGGGUAUUUACCUGGAUUAUCCAGUGGAGAUAAUUGAAGCUAUUCUCAAAUUAGAUUUAAUGGUUUAUUCCGAAUAUCAAGUUUUUGAAUCAAUCAUGAAAUGGGUUAACUAUGGUGUCGAUGCCCGGAAAGCUUUACUUCCACAGCUAUUAAACUGUGUUCGUUGGUCUUACAUGGAUCCUAAUGAUAUUUUCAAGAUAAAAGAUGAUGCAUUCAUCAAGACUCUACAAAAUUUGGAUUUUGUCAAAUCUUCAUCUGUUGAAUUCAAGCGCACCAAUCAAAACUUCUUUAUCUCUAUCCAUCAAGCAGAUACACCAAAACUAAGGAUAAGAGCGUUUGAUAAUGAAUUUUUUUGUUUCACGAUUGGUAAUUUCAGUCAAGAUGAUUCAAUGUCACUUGAAUUUGUUCAUGGAGAACACAUUUCUGAUAUUUUAUUUGAUUCUGGAACCAAAGGUAUUCGAAUUGAUUGGCUUAAACAGACAUUUCGAUGGCUCGACUUCAAAGUUGCUGGCAAAACUUACUACAGUAAAUUAAUGAAAUUCUUUGUUGAGUUUCGGGUUGAUGAUACUGAUUGUUAUUUGGAAGACAAAGAAGCAAAACUUCCUGAUUCGAUUACCGCUGAAGAGUCACUGAUCCUUGAAUCUAAUGGUAAAUUCAUUGUGGUUGGUAAAACUAAAGAUGAGAAGAAGUGGUUUGGUCUUUUCCCAGUUAAACGUCCAAAUUGGUUCAAUAAUUUUGAAGAUCAUGAACACUCUUUUCAAGCCACUGUUUUGGACGAUGUUGUUUAUAUAUUGACAAAGAAUCUCGAAUUCAUCCAAUUCAAUAUUAAAACUCGAUCUUUCGAUAAGAGUGAACCGUUCAAAGAACACGAAUUCAAUUUCGAUGAUUUAAUUUUAACUUCUCAACAGACAAAGGAUGAUAAAGUUAUUUUGGUCAACAAAUCGACUGGAAAAGUGUACAGUUUUUGCAUUAAUCAGAAGGAAUGGAUUGAAAAAUGUUGCAUUAUGAAUGGGAAUUUUUGUUUUGAUAGUUCCUGUGCUUCUGUUGAUAAGUUAAUUUCCUUCACUUCAGCGUUUUUACCGAUCAAAAAUAUCUAUCCUUUGUAUGAGCAUAGUGCUGCUUGAUUUAAUAAUUACCAAUAGCUCACAUUCAGCAGGCUCUAAAUAUUAAGCUUUAAGAUGUGAAUUCAAUAGAGACAUUCAAUGCUGUAUCUCACCAAAAAUAAAACCUUAUAUUUUACUUUCUCAUUUAAA